AUGAGCUCUCCUAAGAAACCGAAAAUUAGUUUGAGGUAUAAAUACCAAGAUAACGAUCCGGUACGAAUACGUCUUUCUUCCGAAGAACCCAGUGUUUCAGAUAUUGAAACAAAAAUCAUAAAUCGAUAUAAUUUAAAACUUCCUACUGUUGCAGACUACGAAAAAAUAACAAAAGAUAACCCUAUUAUUGUCGAAAACGUUGAAGCUCAAGCACUUAACGAAAUAUGGGUCCGUUAUGAAGAUCAAACCAUUACUUUGAGUCAACAAUUAAAAUAUUACGCUUUAAAUUCAGAAACUCCUAUUUCUGAAUUGUAUAAUACAAACGAAAAUGCAUUAGAGAUUGUAAUUGAUGAUGUCACGAGUAGAAUGUCAAAAUUAGCCAUCCAUGAUAAAGAUGAACCUAAUUUUGAAUAUGUAUCUCUUGCAUUCAAUCAUGAAUUUAAAGAUGAUUCAAAUUAUGUUCAAAAUUUUCAUAAUUAUAUUACAUUAUGUCACCACAAAUCUAAAGACAGAGAUAGUUACAUGCCUUAUAUUUCCAUUGUACAAUCCUCAGGUUAUGGUAAAUCGAGACUCAUUAAAGAAUAUGCAAGGCAGCUUGCCAAGGAUCCAGUAAAAUGGUUCAAUAAUUUUUUAGUAAUGGCUAUUUCUUUGAUAGAUACUAAACAUAAUCCAAGUGAGUUUUGGGAACGUCAUCCUAAAGAUAAUGGUGAUUCUAUUUGGGAACCUGCAAUUGAAGCUACAAAUGCUUGUGAAAUUACCAAAAAUCAAGAAUUAAAAAUAUCAGUAGUGAUGUAG
Funneliformis mosseae is the source of this 795-nucleotide messenger RNA. The record is from the annotation of a GenBank genome assembly. NCBI's taxonomy places the organism in Eukaryota, Fungi, Glomeromycota, Glomeromycetes, Glomerales, Glomeraceae.